GUUCACUUUAUGCACUACCACCUUAUUCUGUUUUCUUCUUGUAAUUGCUUGCUAGCUUUUCAUUGCAUUUGCUCUUUAAUUUGUCCUACAAUGGCUCUUAAAUCCUUUCUGUUCUUUUUUGCAACUUUACUUCUUAUCCAAACUCUGGCUGAGGCUGCAACAUGCAGCGACUGUUUUGUCCAAUCACGAGCAGCUUACUACCCAAAUUCCGAUGACAAUGGAACAGAUGUUGGUGCUUGCGGGUAUGGUUCAUUCGGAGCAACAAUUAAUGGUGGAGAUGUAUCAGCUGCAUCUGAUCUCUACCGCAAUGGUGUUGGCUGUGGUGCUUGCUAUCAGGUGAGGUGCAAGGACAGUUACUAUUGCUCAGACAAAGGAGUAACCAUAGUUAUCACUGAUUCAGGCUCGAGUGACCGUACGGACUUCAUUCUAAGCAGGAGAGCCUUUGGUCGGAUGGCUCAAACUUCUGAUGCAGCAGCAUCUAUAUUAAGACUUGGUGUUGUUGAUAUUGAAUAUAGACGUGUUUCUUGCAGCUACCCGGGGAAGAAUAUAACUGUUAAGAUCGAUGAGAACAGCAGCUACCCUCAUUAUUUAGCUUUCUCGUUAUGGUAUCAACAAGGCAAAACGGAUAUCACUGCUGUGCAGCUAUGUGAGACUCAAAACUUUGUUUGCAAGCUCUUGGAUAGGAGUUAUGGAGCAGUUUGGACAACAACCUCACCACCGAGUGGUCCCCUGUCUCUGAGGAUGCUGUUUAGCGCCGAUGACGGAGAUGAGUCGUGGGUAGUUCCUGUAAACAAUAUACCCCAAGACUGGAAAGCUGGACAAACAUAUGACACAGGCGUCCAAGUCAAUAACUAAGCGCCAAAAUUCAUACAUAUUUUUUCCUUCAAGAAGCUAUAUAAAAUAAAUCUCUGAUACUUAUUGAUUUUCAUUCAUUUAACUAGAUAAAGUCGUGAAUGUAAUGAUUGUAUUGUUGACUAAUAAAUUCCAGUUUUCUUAUAAAUACGUACUGGCAGUCA
Messenger RNA from Pistacia vera, 1016 nucleotides. RefSeq names its product expansin-like B1. The transcript has 5 exons. NCBI's taxonomy places the organism in Eukaryota, Viridiplantae, Streptophyta, Magnoliopsida, Sapindales, Anacardiaceae. The coding region runs from base 10 to 855 and encodes 281 amino acids. Gene Ontology annotation, cellular component: extracellular region. The record is from RefSeq and is a predicted model, not a curated record.